CCCGAUGCCCCUUUCUCGUCAUUUCUAAAACCCUAAUCCAGCUUAAACCCAGAAAUGGCGAUGAGGGCUGCGGCGACGGCGGCGCUGUUCGCUAAUUCUCAAAUUGGAAUGGGAUCAGGAAUGAAGGCUUUGUACUCUACUUUAUCCAGAUUUCCCUUUAAACUACCCGAGUCUAAGAUCGAGAAGCCUCCUCCCGCCGAACCCUCUACCAAUCUCUUCGUCUCUGGGCUUAACAAACGCACUACAAGUGAAGCACUGCAUAAAGAAUUUGCUAAAUUUGGUGAAGUUGUCCAAGCUAAAGUGGUUACUGAUCGUGUAUCUGGAUUCUCUAAGGGUUUUGGUUUUGUGAAAUAUGCAACCAUAGAAGAUGCUACAUCAGGACUUAAAGCCAUGGAUGGACAGUUUUUGGAAGGUUGGGUCAUAUUCGUAGAGUAUGCAAGACCGAGAAGUCCUUUAACCCCAUUGAACAAUGCAGCGCCUCAGCGUCAAUGGUGAAGAAUCGUCUAUCAAUGAACCAUUGAUUUAUGCAAACAGGGGUGGUGUAAUUCAUCCAGUUAGUCUCGCUCUCAUUUGUGUUUCGAAUGCC
Messenger RNA from Salvia hispanica, 586 nucleotides. RefSeq names its product RNA-binding (RRM/RBD/RNP motifs) family protein. Gene Ontology annotation, molecular function: RNA binding. NCBI's taxonomy places the organism in Eukaryota, Viridiplantae, Streptophyta, Magnoliopsida, Lamiales, Lamiaceae. The record is from RefSeq and is a predicted model, not a curated record.